Messenger RNA from Microdochium trichocladiopsis, 3297 nucleotides. RefSeq lists its product as uncharacterized. Gene Ontology annotation, cellular component: cytoplasm. Gene Ontology annotation, biological process: response to starvation; autophagy. The record is from RefSeq and is a predicted model, not a curated record. Lineage: Eukaryota; Fungi; Ascomycota; Sordariomycetes; Xylariales; Microdochiaceae. The transcript has 3 exons. Gene Ontology annotation, molecular function: protein binding. Bases 1 to 3297 code for a protein of 1098 amino acids.
AUGGGAGGCUCAAAGAAGAAGGACAAACACGCGAGAGAAAGUGGAGGGGUUGUGGCAGCGGUGACAAGGCAUGGGGCCAAGUUCUCGAGCACCAUCCCCGUGGUGCAAGAUGUAGAGACACUCUCAGAAGCGCCUCCGACACCGUCACCGGAGCUGGCGCCGACUGAACCGGCAGCCAUUCCCUCCAAGCCUUCGGUGGUAGCAUCCCCUAUGCUGGGUGCCGCAACCGCGAUACCUGCAUCUGCAAGCACGGCACCGAGCGUGGUUAGCGAAUGGCCAAAGACCAUGAGUCAUUUGGGAGGCUCGCCCAAUCUGAUCAGCUUGAUGGGUGAAUCACCACCGACUCAGCCAUCGUCAUACGAGGACUCUCGCGGAAUCAGCUAUGCGUGGACCCCUCAACAGCGAGCUCGCGCACAACAAUAUGCAACCUCUGUCUCGCCACCAGAGAGCAUACGACGUCCCUUGAGCUUCCAAGCAGAGGGCCACUUCCCUGUCCACGACUUUCGGUCUCAAGCCUCCUCGCCCCCAUCGAUCCGCCGAAGCUCGAUGCAUUCGCCCUUUGGUGGAAACCGCCCGCUUCACAACCCGCCGCUGCCACACCAGCCUCAGGCGCACUUUUAUGGUGCACCCGAGCUCGACUUUGGCUCUGGUCAACAGGGUGGUAUCAAGGCAGGCGAGCGGGGAUACCACUUGGGCUUUGAUGUUCUCCCAAGCACAACAGUGGCGCACAAGGCUGGAAGCAGCAACGUUGUUCUCGCCGGCUACGAGGGCGGCUUGGAUGUGUACAACGUCAACAAGCGUGGAGUCGACCCUGUCUCAACUCUGAAAGGGCUGCGGGGAGCAGUCUGCCAGGCAAAGAUACUGAACUGGACCGGUGGUCCCGAUGCCAGCAACGUAUUCCCGUUGGUGGCUGUCGUAGUCCAUGGCCCAGCUCUACCGACUGCCAACACAGAAGUGGCCACAGAAAUAUCUAGCGCGGAUAUGGGGAGCCCCAAAUUAGACGGUAUCCGGACCCCUCAGUCAGAUAACCAGAAACCAAGUCCGGCUGUCAAACCAACAGCCACGAUUGAUGCGUACCAGACUUCCGUCGAGGUCUAUUCGCUGAAGACGAGCAAGUUGGUGGGAGUCUUGCUCGAGCUGCCCAAGAUUCCGAUCAAGUCUUCACUCUCCAAUCCCGUCUUCCGUAGUCCCCCGCCUUCGGGAGCACUUCAGAUCCGGGCAGAUGAAGGUCACAUCGUGGUAUCUUCGGGUGAGACAGGAGAAAGUUGGAUCUACAGACAAGCACAGAUCGAACAAGCACCGGGUGUGGAAUUCAGGUGUGUGGGCAAGAUCUGGACCAGUAUUCAGCAAGGGCACAAGGGCGACUUGACGCCAGACGAGGAGCGAAGCCGAAGCCCGCUCCCGGCUCGAAGACUGCCGCCCGCGCCUAUCAUUUCUCUGAAUGGCCGAUGGCUGGCUUAUUGCCCACCGGCACCUGCUUCACAGUCCACUCUCAACGCUCUCGUGCCGGUGCCGCUCGAAGGCAAAGUUCCUGGCAUAGCUUCGUUGGCAUCCCCAGUUCUGCCUAAUGAAAGCUCUGAUGUGGAUUCGCCCAUUUCCGACGGCAUGAUGAAUCGCAUCAUGCGCGAGACGACACAAGAGUUCAUUCAGGGUGCGAAGUGGGUAGGCAAGCACGGCAUGCAGCUAUGGAACAAUUACUGGAAACCCGGGCAGCAACCACAAGCCAGACCGACUACUGUAGGCUCGCCGCCAUGGAGCAACUCCUACGGCUCGCGCCCCGACGCCGCCCAAUUUCCGCCAACAUAUGGCAUUUCUGGUCAUGCACCAACCAAGGACCCAGGCCUGGUCUCUGUACUCGACCUAUCAACACUGGCGAAUUCGACCGUGAUCCAUCAUGUAACGACUUUCAAGGCCCCCUUGGGCUGCAGCUUCGUGGCUUUUGCCCCGACCGGGCUCUUGCUGUUCACAGCCAGCAGCAAGGGAGAUGUGCAGACCGUGUGGGAUCUCAUGCGUAUCCAGCACACAAAGUCGUCUGCUCUGCAGAACGUACAGCCUCACACUGGGCACGCAACGCGCGUACGACAAGUUGCCCAAUUUUCGCGCAUGACUGUGGCUCGCAUCGUCGAUGUGGCGUGGUCGCACCCGAAUGGCGAUCGCAUCGCCAUGGUGACAGAGAAAGGCACUGUGCAUCUUCUGGACAUGCCGAACUCUGCGUAUACGUGGCCGCCACCGCGCCGUAGGGUGCCAGGACAGAAGACUGACCAGAAAGGAGCUGAGAAUGCCCCGUCGGCAGUGUCCAUUGCAUCGACCGCCCUAAGCUCAGCUUACGGUGCUGCGAAGCCCCUCAUUAGUGGUCAGCGACGAAGCAGCACGCAGGGUCAGAGCAACGCCACAAUCAUGGAACACGCGAGCUAUGGCGGCAAAGUACUGGCUGCCGGCAUUAGUCACUCACUGGGGAACGCAGGCACCGCUAUCAGCCAACUACGACACACGGGAGAGAAUCGUGUCGCUUUGCCACUUGAAAACAUGCUGCCCGGCCUAGCCUGCGCAACUUGGCUAAGUGGCAGAAAGUACUCGUCUCUGUUUGUGGUUGGCGAUGGCAUGGUCAGGACGUUCACCGGCAAGAGUCGGAAAACGUCAGUCGGAGCGGGUCGACUACCACCUAGUCGCACGUACAAAGACUUCAAGCUGAGGAAUGUCCCUGAUGAUGUUCUUGCGCCGUUGGUCAAGAAGUCGAUCGAGCCAGAGAGCGAGCUGGAGGUUGCACUACCGGAACCACAGGACGGAGGGCAUACUUUGGUUCUGCCGCACCGAACCGAUCUGAGCGCAUCUGUGCUCGGACCCGAGUCCUCGAUACCUCAGGCAGAGAUAGAAUCAAGCGCCCCAUACCAGCCGUUCCACACUGACAGGCGUGUUGGUCUCUUCGAGUACGACUGCAAGGUGUCUGGAAUUGGCGUCAAGCAGUCUGGGCCGGAGAGGUCGAAGAAGGACCGGAAGGCGCAGCCGAACGCUGCAGGGGCCUGGGCGUUCGGACAGCCGAUCAGUGGCGUCAAAGCCAGCAUGCGUCUGCCGGUGCCUGUGGACGACGAGUCGGUGAGCGGUAGCAUUGAGGACCACCGGGCUCUGCCGGCGUACGCCAUGGAGCGUGUCAUGCAGGUCGGCGAAAACGACGAGCAGAUCGUCGUGACGACUCGCAGACGCCGACAUGGAAAUCGGGCGUCGGCGGACGCAGAGGACGAGGAUGAGUUCUUUGAGGACGAGCUGGAGGUUAUUGAUUUUGCGGAUCAAAGGGUAUAG